GGCAUGACAAGGGAAUGCAUCUUGGACUGGGAAUCCACCCCAGUUCGCAGUGGCUGCGCAAGCACCGGUUCAAACGCCUGUUCCGAUGACACUGCCACAACAGCCCCCUGCUGCACACUCGAAUCCUCAAGGGUUCCAUGGCGGGCAUGGCGGUAGCUCCGCAUCAAGUGGAGGAGGUAAAGGCCCAGCGGCUAAUAAUUUCCCUGGACCAGGAAAUCGGGCCUACUUUACCAAGGAAUACAUGGAGAUUUUGGAGAACAUCAAGUCUAGUAAGGCCAUUGAAGAAGCGAGGAAGAAGGUUGGAGUGCCACGGAUCGGCGUUGCGAAGCGGAGCAGUUCCCGGGCUUCGGAGUACCAAGAUGAAGGGAGCGGAGAUGACGCACGCUCAUCAGAGAAGAGCGAGGACAUGAAAGCUUGGGUUACCACUACACUUGGUGGAUCACUGAAGCUCAUAAAUUCAAAAUUGGAGGCAGUGGACAAGAAAUCGAAAUUGGAUACGGCGGAGCGUGAUAAGUUGGAACGCCUGCGGAAGGAGGUACAAGGAGGCAAGGAUAACAAGGAGCUCUCUAGUAGUGAGAAACGGAAGCGGGGUGUUGUUCGCACCUCGGUGGAGAACUCCCCAUCCGCCGCUCGUGCAAAACCAAGGUCCAAAGGCAGCGUGAAGACCAAGCCGAAGCGCAUCGAACUCUUCGAUGACGAAGGUCCCUCUGGUACCGAACAAAAUCUGCAAGCUAAGCUGGAAAGCACAAGUAGUGAGUUGUCUGAUAUAAAACGAAUGCUCGCGUCGCUGAUGAGUGGCCUGCAAGAUCCGAAAGGGAAGGCUAAAGUCGUUGACCCCGGGACUACUAAUAAAUGCCCGAUUGGUACGGGCCCUGGCGCGACCGAAGUCGUACAGAACGCCCAAGCGGAGGGUGAUGACGAAGACCCUGAUGAGGACGGGUUUGCAACGUACAUGAAGGUGCGAGCCGAGUUCUUCGACUCUCUUCACUACACACGUGUGCAGGAGCUAUGUAAAGAACGUGAAGUCGAGUACUUCAAGAAGGACGUUGCUGUGUGGAAGCUCGCUCGACAAGACCUGGAGGAUUACGCCGACUCAUUGAAAAAGGAUCAGGGUGAAAAAUCAUGCCGGAAGGAGACUUCAGCUGAAUCAGACCACGACGACGUCAAGGAAGAUCGUGACACUGUAAAGGGAAACUAAGACUGGGUAGUAUCAGAUCUAUUAGGCGGGCAGUUAACCAGAUUAGCAAUGCGAAGACUGCUGAUCCUUCGCCGCUCUGCCUACUAG
Chara braunii is the source of this 1285-nucleotide messenger RNA. Lineage: Eukaryota; Viridiplantae; Streptophyta; Charophyceae; Charales; Characeae. The record is from the annotation of a GenBank genome assembly.